Messenger RNA from Phytophthora nicotianae INRA-310, 1919 nucleotides. RefSeq lists its product as hypothetical. The record is from RefSeq and is a predicted model, not a curated record. NCBI's taxonomy places the organism in Eukaryota, Oomycota, Peronosporomycetes, Peronosporales, Peronosporaceae. The transcript has a single exon. The coding region runs from base 86 to 1825 and encodes 579 amino acids.
AUUUUACAUCACUUCCAACUUGCAAUCCUCAUUUAGGUUAACGCAACCUCUAACUCCUUCGAGUUGACCAAGUAGCUUUGUUGCUAUGAGUAACCCGCCCACGACAAGUGGCGCCAUGUCCAACAUGUUCAGUCCUCGUACUACCAAUGGCAACAGCAAUCGCUAUCACCUGCCGAGCAGUGGCGCUCGUACACCGCGUGUGUUUCCACCGGAUUUACACAGUAUUCCUCUGAGCCCGUCACGACUGGAGAGUCCAAUGUUUCGAGAACGUGUGUCAGCUCUGAUGCAACAAGGAGACACAUACGCCAAGCGGCUGGACAGCGAACGCCGUCGAUCUGUCGACCUGGAAGCCACUUUGCGAGCGUUGCGAGUCGAGCAUUUCGAAGCGCGUAAGGCGCUUAGUGAAGCCACAAACACACAGCUCUGUGCCGCUACGACGGAGCUCAAGUCGAUUCGAACACUAGAAAGUCGUCUGGAUAAGGUGCUUACACGCUACAACGAAGUAUGCAACACGAACAAGGCACUUCGCGAACAAAUUCAAUCUUUACGUCGUGAAAAAGUUCAACAAGCUGCAGUACUCGAUAAACUGGAGAGGGAGACAGCACAGACCCAAGGAGAAGCUGCUCAGGUGGCACAAGCGUCCCAGGCCGCAAGUGAUGCAAGAGAUCGAGCCAACAGACAGAGCGAAGCACUGCGAAACCAGCUAGCAGAAGAUGGCAACAACUUUGAGUCUGGAUGGAUCGAGAAGACCAGUCAAUUGGCGGAAGAUCGUGCCAUGAUCCGUGAUAUUCCACGCUUACGUACGCCUAAAAGUCCUUCUCGACCACACUUUGUCAACAGCGCCAACCCAGGGAUUGCUAGCUCGCCGUUGCCUAGUAAUACGUCAGGUCGGUCACUUCCUGGUGGCUUUAAGCUGCUGUCAACACCAGAUAUUAAACUGCGCGACGAGACUCACAAGAACGAGCGACUGCUACACGAAAAAGCGAACGACUUGCAGAAACAGAGUGAGCGGUUGAGAGUGGCUCAGGAUGGUCUGGCCAAGAUCAAGCGAAAGACUGGGGAGAAGGAUUCUCAGGCGCUAGCGGCUGCUCUGAUUGCCGCUGAAGAGAAGAACUUUUCACUGUUCAAUAUGAUCAACGAACUGAGUACCGAGAUGGAGGCUCUAGAAGUGGAAAACAACGCGCUUGAAGCCCAGGUAAACGAACAGACUCGUGAUGGUUCUAUGGGGUCGGCGGAGGAUGCAAGACGACGUGCACUCAAGCAACAAUUAGAGGACCAGAUUGAGAAAUCUCGGCAGAAAGUUGCACGCCUAGAAGCUCGUCAUAGUGAAGCUGCAGAAGCUGCGGAGGUGAUGAAAACUGGCGCUAUGGGACUUUUCCACAAGUUACAAGGACCUAAUGAUGAAGCGUUUGCGACGCAGUUGUCCACACAUGGCGUCACUGACAUCUCGAUGGCUCAGUUACUGGGACUUAUUGAGCAGCGUGUUGGCGAAUUAGUUGAUAUUCACAAUAUUGCUACGAAUGCACCAGCUGCAGCGGCGUUAGGAGCGCAUCAUCCGGCUAUGAAGGUUGAUGUGGGAGGUCAUGAAGGCGGUCACACUCGCCACUCGCGUAACGGUGAUCGUUCUCGUGGCGGGGGCGUUGCUACCACAACUGGUGCAUUGCUACGACCUACACCACCCACUGCGGAUGACUUUGGCGAUUCAGACAACGAUGAUCCGCAGCAGGACGAUGUACUGCGACCGUGCAAGAUCUCGGAUAUUCAAGAGAAGACUGCUGCGGCAGUAGGUCGACGGAAAGAGAAGCAGAUUCGUGCCAAGAGAUAGAAGGGCUGUGAUAGGUAGUAGACUUAGGAGGUUUGCGCUUCAACACGUUUGUUUUUCACAAUAGUUGUAGUAAUCUUGACAGCACUCGUCGCAU